AUGACUACCUUUCACUUCAAUGGUCAACAUCUAGAUAAUGACUUAGUGACAUCAAUAUCUUCCCUUCUCGACGCUUUUAACAUCCCGAAUCUGCUUUGGGGUAACUAUCUGUUAACCGUCUACGGAGUCCCGACGGUUGUUGAUCCACCAUAUAAGCACCUGCAUAUCGAUGAUGAGUUUGCGAUACUGUUGUACAAAAAAUCUGAUGUGCUGUGGGAAUUUCCAGAGUUUGAGGCUGCUUUCCACGACACCAGUGCGGACAUUAUGUUCGCGUCUGACGCGAGGCUUCCUCCAGCUACUUUAGGUCGCGGUCGAGGGCACUUUCCACACCUAAGUUCCGUCCGAAUCCCUAGCCCCUCGAGAUACUGUGAGGCUCUUAUACUCUUGCUUUGUCGAGAUUACGGAACUACCCGCGAGACUUACUGGGUGGCAAUUUUGACGUAUAUGCUAGAGUUCGUUGAUGGGACGGACAUUCUUAAUGAAGGAGGUCUGACAGAGGGGCAUAAACAGUUUUAUCAUGCCCUAAAACUGGGCGAUCCAACUAUGUAUCCAAUACUGAAGGACCUCCACCGUGACUUUCUAAAGCGGCGGCUCCCGCAAGUCAAGCAAAAUUGA
Molecule: messenger RNA, 615 nt
Organism: Aspergillus pseudonomiae
Lineage: Eukaryota; Fungi; Ascomycota; Eurotiomycetes; Eurotiales; Aspergillaceae
Exons: 2
Coding region: 1-615 (204 amino acids)
Source: RefSeq, a predicted model, not a curated record